Molecule: messenger RNA, 2238 nt
Organism: Arachis duranensis
Lineage: Eukaryota; Viridiplantae; Streptophyta; Magnoliopsida; Fabales; Fabaceae
Exons: 3
Coding region: 1-2238 (745 amino acids)
Molecular function (GO): zinc ion binding
Source: RefSeq, a predicted model, not a curated record
AUGGCUAGUGCGGAGAGUUUCCUAGUGCUGGUACAUUACAGAGGGUCGAUUAAGAGAAAAACUCGGUCCGGCGUGAAGUUCACUGAUAAGGAUCCCCUAUGUAUUAUCGUGACGCCAACAACCACCUACGAUGCUCUUGUUAGCUCUGUGCUGGAGAAGCUUGGUCUCGAAGGAGUUAAAAGGGUCAAGAAGUUUUUCUACCGCAUUCCAACAGCGGUGCUCCAUGACACCGUAAAGUUUGAUUGUUCCACAAUCGGUAGUGACGAGGACUUGCAGAUUAUGUUUCUUUGUCGUAGGCAGUUUCCCGAGGUAAGGACACCAGAGUUGUUGGCAAAGUUGGUUGAUGUGGUAUCUAGCUCGGGUGGUUCGAACCGGAAUGCCAAUACUAUAGCCGCGGUUGCCGGCUCGAGCUCGAGACCUGCUGUUGCUUCAUCCUCAGCUCCUGUGUAUGAGCCACCGAUGCAGCCUGUUGCGUCCCCUUCGUUUGCCGUUGAUCUGAGCGGCAAUGUUGGAGACGAGGUUCGGUAUGGGGAACAUAUUCCCACCGAGGUACAUUGUCCCACACCGGCUGGCUUUGGUGAUGGUUUGUUUGAUGAUCCAGAUGACGAUGACGUGGAGCCAGAUAUGAUCGCUGAUGAAAGCGGUGAUGAUGUUGGAACUACUGUUCCGAGAAGGGCUACAGGUGGAUCUAGUUCCGGCACACAGCAGUAUCCACCCCAUUUUCCGUCGUUGGACCUGGAUGCCAUGCGGCAGGACGAAAAUGCUCUGCAGCCCUCAGGAUUUGGCGCUAGAGAUACCGAGGGGUCUACCGGUAUGAACGAAUUCCAGGUUGGCCAACAAUUUCAGGAUAAAGAUGAGGCGCUGUUGAGUGUGAAGACAUACAGUAUCCGUCGAGGGGUCCAGUACAAGGUCAUUGAGUCUGACUACCGCAGGUAUGUGGGAAAGUGUUCUGAGUUUGGGAAUGGGUGCACAUGGCUGAUUCGGUUGAGUCUCCGACAGCGGAAGGGUAUCUGGAAAGUGAAGCGAUACAACGGACCGCAUACAUGUCUCGCCAGCUCCAUCUCCAGCGACCAUAGGAGUCUGGACUACCAUGUGAUAUCCACCUUCAUUAUGCCGAUGGUUAGGGCUAAUGCAGCUGUGAACAUCAAUGUGCUUCAAAAUGCCACGGCCGCACACUUUGGGUUCAGGCCAACGUACAGGAGGGUAUGGAUGGCGAAGCAGAAGGCCGUUGCCGUCAUAUAUGGGGACUGGGACGAGUCGUACAAUGAGCUCCCUAGGUGGGUUUUAGGAGUUCAGCUGACGAUGCCCGGCACUGUAGCCGUCCUCAGGACUUGCCCUGUUCGAGUUGGGGGACAGGUUGACGAGUCUCAGGUUUAUUUUCAUAGGCUGUUCUGGACUUUUCCCCCUUGUAUUCAGGCAUUCCGAUGGAAACUCGAACAUCCUCCCGUGGCAUUUGCACUAGUUGAGGGUGAGAAUGCUGAGUCAUGGUCUUUCUUUCUUUCCCACCUCCGUGAGCACGUGACACCUCAGCCGGGUCUGUUAGUUAUUUCAGAUAGGCAUAACGGCAUCAAGGCAGCACUCAAGGCUCCGGAUGGGGGAUGGCUACCCCCGGCUGCGUACCGGGUGUUCUGCAUUCGACACGUUGCAGCGAAUUUUGCCUUGACGUUCAAGGGAAAAGAUGUCCGGAGGCUUCUUGUUAACGCCGCAUAUGCGAAGACCGAAGUGGAGUUCGACAACUGGUUUGACAUUCUCCGCUCUGAGAAUCCGGCAAUGGAUAACUCGGAGUACACCGUUGCUGAGACGACUCCGACAGGUUCAUUCUCUCUUGGUACGUACAGGGUCUCAUUAGGGUCUAAGACUUGUGAUUGUGGAUACUUCCAAGCACUUCAUUUUCCCUGUCCGCACGCACUGGCAUGCUGUGCUUAUUCACGACUUACAUGGCAGCCUUACGUCCACGAGGUCUAUCGCCUUAGUUCCGUUUUCGGUGUCUAUCAGAUGGGAUUUACACCUCCCAUUCCAGAGGGUUUCUGGCCACCUUAUGCCGGGCCUACCGUUAUACCGGAUCCGAGUAUGAGGCGUGCGAGGGAGGGUCGUCCUAGAUCCACAAGAAUUUGCACCAACAUGGAUGAAGCAGAUCCGAACCGGCCAAAGAGAUGUGGCCUCUGCAGGCAGCCAGGUCACACCAGGCGUAGUUGUCCACAAGCCGCAGGCCCCAGCGGGACUGCUGGAAAUCAGUAG